Haemorhous mexicanus (house finch) is the source of this 651-nucleotide messenger RNA. RefSeq names its product low affinity immunoglobulin gamma Fc region receptor III-B-like. Gene Ontology annotation, biological process: cell surface receptor signaling pathway. Gene Ontology annotation, molecular function: transmembrane signaling receptor activity. Bases 13 to 405 code for a protein of 130 amino acids. Lineage: Eukaryota; Metazoa; Chordata; Aves; Passeriformes; Fringillidae. The record is from RefSeq and is a predicted model, not a curated record. The transcript has 2 exons.
CGCCUCAAUGUCAUGGAGAGUGGCACCUACGAGUGUGACAGACCUGGCACUGGGCUCAGCCCCCCUGUGACAGUCUUAGAUGAUGAUCUGGUGCUGCAGGUGCCAGCACGGGCACUGCUGGAGGGGGACACGGUAACACUGCACUGCCAGGGCCAGUGGAACAGCCCGGUCACCAAGGUGCGAUUUUUCAAGGCUGAGAAUAAUCUGAUGAGGUCCCUUAAUGCAACCGAGCUGUCCCUGUCCCCCCUCCAGCUGAACCACAGCGGCAGCUACCGCUGCAAGGGCUGGGUGAGGUUCUGGCCAUCAGGAUCAGCAGCAGUGACAGUGACAGUGCACGGUGAGCACCCCCACGGCUGGAACUCCCAUCUCCUGACAGCCCCAAAGCCACUUCCCAGUGCACUCUGAGUCACAGUCCUCACCUCCCCUCUCCUUCCCUAACUCCUUCUGGUGCCGGUGCUGGAGGGUCCCCCAAGCUCACCACGGGGUCCCCCCUGACUCUCAGCUGCCUCAGCACCCCCAGCCCCCUGCGGCUCCAAGCCUCCCUCCUGCACUCCCCCUCCUGUUCUACCGGGACAGGCAGGUGGUGGGGGGCCUGCAGGGGUCUCCAUAGCUGCUGGUGCCUGCCGUGGGGGUCUCCCACUCAGGGAAUUA